Molecule: messenger RNA, 3398 nt
Organism: Lathyrus oleraceus (garden pea)
Lineage: Eukaryota; Viridiplantae; Streptophyta; Magnoliopsida; Fabales; Fabaceae
Product: pentatricopeptide repeat-containing protein At1g03560, mitochondrial
Exons: 3
Coding region: 64-2007 (647 amino acids)
Molecular function (GO): protein binding
Source: RefSeq, a predicted model, not a curated record
AUUGGGGAAAGUGUUUUUGUUAUUCGAAAAUCAGUCAGUCUCGGAGGAGUGGACUUUACAGUGAUGAGAAGAAUCUCCUCUCUUCUACUGAAACAACCUUCUCCUUCAAUCGCACACAUCCACUUCUCCUUUCCCCUUCACCUCCAAACUCAUCACGACCACAAUGCCACACCACCACCUUCCCAUUCAUUCUUUCACUCCUUCAAAACCCUAUCUCUCCCUCCCCCAGAACUCGUCGAACCUUUCUGCGACCUCUCCGACGUCGUUUCCUCUAAACAAAACCUCCAACCCUCCCCAUGGUUCACCCAAAUCCUCAACCUCCUCGACAACUCACCAACCAUGGAAUCAAAUCUCCAUUCCUUCUGCCGUCAAUUUCUCAUCACUCUUUCCCCCUCCUUCGUCGCCCACACUCUCCGUUCCCUCAACAACAACCACACCGCCCUCCGUUUCUUCACCUGGGCUUCCAACCAACCUAACUAUUCACAUUCCCUCGAUUGCUACGUUUCACUCAUCAACCUCCUCCUCUCCCCCCCAACCUCCACCGCCGCAGCAUUAGAUGUUUUCGCCGAACUUCAACAUAACCGCCUCCCGCUUACAUCCCCGUCCGCCAAUUCCCUCAUCAAAAGCUUCGGUAACUCCGGAUUGGUGAACGAGCUUCUGUUGGUUUGGCGGGGAAUGAACGAACAAAACAUCCAACCGAGUCUCUUCACUUACAAUUCGCUUCUUAACGGACUCGUUGGUUCGUCUUUUAUUGAAUCAGCAGAGCGUGUUUUCGAAGCCAUGAAAGAAGGAAGAAUAAAGCCUGAUGUUGUAACCUACAAUACUUUGAUCAAAGGGUAUUGUAAGAUCAGGAAAACACGCAAGGCGAGUGAGAUGGUUCGCGAAAUGGAGGUAAUUAACUUGGAACCUGAUGUUGUUAGUUAUAUGACAAUAAUGCAGGCUUGUUAUGCGGAAGGUGAUGUUGAUUGUUGUUUGAGUCUUUACCAUGAGAUGGAGGAUAAGGGAAUUGAAGUUCCUUCUCAUUGUUAUAGUUUGGUGAUAUGCGGGCUUUGUAAGACGGGGAAGGUUUUAGAAGCUUAUGCUUUGUUUGGGAAUAUGAUGAGAAAUGGUUGUAAGGGUAAUAAGGCUGUUUACACUGCUUUGAUUGAUUGUUAUGGGAAGAGUGGAAAUUCUGAUGGGGCUUUAAGGUUGUUUGAGAGGAUGAAAAUGGAUGGGAUCGAACCUGAUGAGGUUACGUAUGGUGCUAUUGUUAAUGGAUUGUGUAAGAGUGGGAGAGUGGAGGAAGCUUUGGGUUAUUUUCGGUUUUGUAAUGAGAAUGGCGUUGCUGUCAAUGCUGUAUUUUAUUCUAGUUUGAUUGAUGGACUUGGAAAGGCAGGGAGGGUCGAUGAAGCUAAGAAGGUGUUUGAUGAAAUGGCUGAGAAGGGUUGUCUGCCGGAUUCAUAUUGCUACAAUGCGCUCAUUGAUGGACUGUGUAAGUGUGGGAGGAUAGAUGAUGCUCUAGCGCUGUUUAAGAGGAUGGAGUGUGAUGGUUGUGAGCAUACUGUGUAUACGUUUACUAUACUUAUCAGUGAGCUUUUUAGGGUGCAUAGGAAUGAAGAGGCGGUCAAGAUGUGGGAUUUGAUGAUUGACAAAGGGAUAACGCCGAACGUUGCUUGUUUCAGGGCUCUUUCAAUUGGAUUGUGUCUUUCGGGGAAAGUUGCGAGGGCUUGUAAAGUGCUGGAUGAGCUUGCACCUAUGGGGAUUGUUCUUGAAACAGCUUAUGAAGAUAUGAUUGGAGCACUGUGUAAAGCCGGCCGUGUGAAGGAGGCUUGUAAGUUGGCUGAUGGAAUUGUGGAUAGGGGUAGAGAAAUACCUGGGAAGAUUAGAACUUUGAUGAUUCAUUCCUUAAGGAAAGCUGGGAAUGCUGAUUUGGCUAUCAAGUUGAUGCAUAGCAGGAUUGGUAUUGGGUAUGAACGAAUGAGGAGCGUUAAAAAGAGAGUCAAGUUUCAAACCCUUGUUGACAACUGAGAUAUUUCAGGAGUCGUGAAAACGUUGGUAUAUUUGGACAGGAAUAGUUGGUUGCUUUAGUAAUUCUCAUGCCCUCGGACAGCUUUGAAGAAUUUAUGUCGAGUUUGGAUGGUUGAAAAACACUGCCAUUUCAAGCCAACACAUAUUGGAGUGUAACAUGUUACUUUAACUUCCAAUUGAAGUUACAAUAUUUGAAGAAUGAUGAAAUCCACAUUAAUAUUAGGACCAUAUUGCAUGGUUUCUUUCUUUGACCAUCAGCUUGAAAACAUAUUCUCUUCUGUGUACAGCUCCUUCUUCCUAAGAUUUUUGUUUUUUUUCAAAUAAUUCCUUUUUUAUUCCUCUUGGUAUAUUACUUUUAUUGAAUGGAAUGUCUCAUUUGAACAAAGUAUCGGGUUUGUAGUAUUGAAAGUCGUGGGUCCAUAACACAUUUUACUCUUUGUAAAUGUGUCCAUAAAGCUUUUGAAAUUGAGAUAUGGAGGCUCAAACCUCCCUUGAAAAGAUACUCCCGAGGUACUUGGUACUUUUAUUCUUUACAUAAUAAAUGAUUCUAAUGUGAAUUUUAUCAUCUUAAUCUGACUUCCAUGCUAAUUUCAGGUAUCCUAAUGAUAAGUUGCAGCUGAAAAUAGCAGUAUAUUUUUCAAUUUCAGGGGAUUUAACCUGUUGGUUAGAAGUGCAUGUAUAUCACUAAAAGUUUGUAGUUUUUCAAUUACUGCAAGAAAGAUGCAUCCUCCAUGGGAUUUGGUGUAUGACCGUCUUUACUUCAAUAUAUCAUACUAUUUGUUCUAGGAUCAAAUGAACAUACAGUACUGUUUUCUUUCGGCCCACAUUUUUGUUAAUGUAUUUUAGUUGCACUGUGUUUUACCUGGUUUUGUUCUCUAUCAUGUAGGAAAAUAAGAAUAUUAUAAGAUGAAUCUUUUUUAUGGGUAAGCAAGACGGGUCCUUUUAGCUAGAAGUGCCUGAAUUGGCUGUCAUAUUGUGAUGAAAACUCAGCUGAAGUAAUAUUUUGAUGGACCAAGAACCAAGCUUACAUGAAUUGGUUUUAAGGUAACUCAUGACCAAGAGAUUUAUUCUGAUACAUUUCUUCACAAAGUUAGCACACUGUUAUAGCAAUGAUCCUUUUCUUAGCUCUUGAAUAGUUUUAUACAACAGCUUUCCAGUCUUAAUUGCACUUCCUCUACAUUGCCUCAAUGUUCAUCUUGGUUGAUCAAUUUUGGUCUUGGAAGGAUUACCACAAACCAAAAUUAUUUUGACCUUCAUAAUUCAUAUAUGACUACAUAUAUGGUAAACAGUUCUUAAUUUGGUUUAUCUAGGCAUGUUGUUGUUCAGCUGGUUAUAUAAGUAAUUCUGUUUUCCAAAAAAGUUUGAUAUAUGAAGAGUUUGAUACACCUCUA